AUGAUUCCACCUACCGUCCGAGUCCCAGAGCGGCCUACGCCCCCGCCGUUUGACGUACGUUCAGUCGCACCUACCGUGGGUGGACAGACUUUUGCGCAGAAUCACCCAUCGGGACUCGCUGCGAACCCGCGGAUUGCGGCCGCGCUUCGACAGGGCGGUCCUGUCGCCGGAAGCUCGAUGCCCUUGGGUCCGAUGGCCAACACUACGUUACGGCCCAUGUCCCGCGGAGCUGCUGGCACUGGCACCACCAUGCCUCCCCGUCCAAACCCGAGCCUCUCGUAA
Phanerochaete carnosa HHB-10118-sp is the source of this 282-nucleotide messenger RNA. RefSeq lists its product as uncharacterized. The record is from RefSeq and is a predicted model, not a curated record. The transcript has a single exon. The coding region runs from base 1 to 282 and encodes 93 amino acids. NCBI's taxonomy places the organism in Eukaryota, Fungi, Basidiomycota, Agaricomycetes, Polyporales, Phanerochaetaceae.